Carlito syrichta (Philippine tarsier) is the source of this 1115-nucleotide messenger RNA. RefSeq names its product tribbles pseudokinase 3 (gene TRIB3). Lineage: Eukaryota; Metazoa; Chordata; Mammalia; Primates; Tarsiidae. Bases 39 to 1115 code for a protein of 358 amino acids. The transcript is spliced from 6 exons. Gene Ontology annotation, cellular component: nucleus. Gene Ontology annotation, biological process: protein phosphorylation; regulation of MAP kinase activity; positive regulation of proteasomal ubiquitin-dependent protein catabolic process. The record is from RefSeq and is a predicted model, not a curated record. Gene Ontology annotation, molecular function: mitogen-activated protein kinase kinase binding; protein kinase activity; ATP binding.
GCCCCGGCUCGCCGGGGCCCAGCGGAAGGAGGGGCGGGAUGCGAGCCUCCCCCAUGGCUGCUCCUGUGGGUGCCCGUUCCAGGAAGAAGCGGCUGGAGUUGGAUGAUGACUUUGAAGGGGCAUGUCCUGUCCAGAAACAAGCUCGGAGUGAGCCCCCAUCCAGGCCGCCCCGCUGCCUCCCGCCCCUGAGCCGACCCCCUGCUCCAGAUCACACAUCUGCUGUGAGCGCCACCUCCCGUCUAGGGCCCUAUGUCCUCCUGGAGCCCGAGGAGGGGGGCCGGGCCUACCGGGCCCUGCACUGCCCCACAGCCACCGAAUAUACCUGCAAGGUGUACCCCGCCCGCGAGGCCCUGGCUGUGCUGGAGCCCUACGCGCGCCUGCCUCCCCACGAGCACGUGGCGCGGCCCGCUGAGGUCCUGGCCCACCCCGGGCUCCUCUGUGCCUUUUUCCCUCGGACCCGCGGGGACAUGCACAGCCUGGUGCGCCGCCGCCGCCGCGUCCCCGAGCCUGAGGCCGCCGUGCUCUUCCGCCAGAUGGCCGUCGCCGUGGCGCACUGUCACCAGCACGGCCUGGUCCUGCGUGACCUCAAGCUGCGGCGCUUUGUCUUCACAGGCUGUGAGAGGACAAAGCUGGUGCUGGAGAACCUGGAGGAUGCCUGUGUGCUGACCGGGCCAGAUGACUCCCUGUGGGACAAGCACGCGUGUCCAGCCUACGUGGGACCCGAGAUCCUCAGCUCCCGGGCCUCAUACUCCGGCAAGGCGGCGGAUGUCUGGAGCUUGGGCGUGGCACUUUUCACCAUGCUGGCUGGCCACUACCCCUUCCAGGACUCAGAGCCUGCCCUGCUCUUUGGCAAGAUCCGCCGCGGGGCCUACGCCCUGCCGGACAGCCUCUCGGCCCCGGCCCGCUGCCUGGUCCGCUGCCUCCUCCGACGGGAGCCGGCUGAGCGGCUCACGGCCAUGGGCAUCCUGCUGCACCCCUGGCUGCGGGAGGACCCAAUCCCCUCCACCCUUUGCCGAUCCCACCCCUGGGAAGCUGACCAGGUGGUUCCUGAUGGGCCAGGGCUCGAGCAGACCGAGGACGAGGAGGUGGAAAGAGAGGUGGGUCUGUACAGCUAG